CAACAUUGAUAGCAUUCGAGGACCUACAUAGUGAUCUCUGAGCUUACUUCAGAUCCCUGAGUUUCGCGAAUUGAUAGUUGAGUCAGAGGAAGGGCGUGGGCUGUCGUUGCUACGAUACACACUCAAAUCUUGCAUAAACGCCGUGAGCCCUCAAAAACCUGCUUCCAGCUGCCACCGACAAAAACACAUGGCAGGACUGGUGUACUGAAAAGUCAAGACGUCGCAAUAUCCGUAGACCAUAGAUGGAUAACACGAACAGUGACGGAUAUGUCGAAACAAUCGACAUCACUGAAGUCACUCAAGUCUGGCCGUCCGCCAAUCGCGAAAAAGCCUCGCACACUCGCGGCGCGACACACCCGUCGGAUCAUACGCGCACAUCACACCCUGAACAAGCAGUUGACUGCAGCUCAAAUCGCCGGCGAUCAUGACAAAAUCAAAUCGAUUGAGUCCCAAUUGAAUGCUCAAGGUGGUUUGGCGGCGUAUCAAGAGGCCAGCAUUCAAGGUCAAACCAUCACUCGCGGCGGAGACAGCUCCAUCGAGCUCGUCCGAUGGCUAUCGGCCUCAGAUAAGAAGGAAGAACAGGGCAUCAAGCAGAGUCAGCUCUCCGGUCUAUCACUGCUCGAGGUCGGCGCUCUCACUACGCACAAUGCAUGUUCACGAUCGGCCAUUUUCGACCGUGUAAUUCGCAUCGACCUCAACUCUCAAAGCUCAGGUAUCAGCCAGCAAGACUUCAUGAAACGCCCGCUGCCGGAAAGCGAUGCCGACAGAUUUGAUGUGUUAUCGUUGAGUCUCGUGCUAAACUAUGUACCUGAUAGCGCACAGCGCGGCGAGAUGCUCCGGCGGACGACAAAGUUCCUGCUUCAAAACGAAAGCACCAAGAAUGCGAAAAAAUUACCCUGCUUAUUUCUCGUCCUACCACUACCAUGUAUCAUCAACAGCCGGUAUAUGACAGAGAUCCAUCUGCUCGACAUCAUGAGCACCCUCGGCUAUACACUCCUGCAAACCAAGCAAUCUGCUAAGCUCUAUUAUUCGCUUUGGCUUCUCCAAGAACCGUCGACAAAUGUGUCGCGCAAGACGUUUCGCAAGGUCAAACUGAAUGACGGAGUUGGAAGGAACAAUUUCUGUGUAGAGCUCCGUGACACACGUGAAGCGGUCUCAUGA
Molecule: messenger RNA, 1161 nt
Organism: Dissoconium aciculare CBS 342.82
Lineage: Eukaryota; Fungi; Ascomycota; Dothideomycetes; Mycosphaerellales; Dissoconiaceae
Product: nucleolus protein
Exons: 2
Coding region: 268-1161 (297 amino acids)
Cellular component (GO): nucleolus
Molecular function (GO): rRNA (adenine) methyltransferase activity
Source: RefSeq, a predicted model, not a curated record